Adineta steineri is the source of this 294-nucleotide messenger RNA. The record is from the annotation of a GenBank genome assembly. NCBI's taxonomy places the organism in Eukaryota, Metazoa, Rotifera, Eurotatoria, Adinetida, Adinetidae.
AUGUCGAAACGAUCUGAAGAGAAUAAUAAUGAAGGACGUAUAACAGAUAUGAAAGAAAAUACAGCAAAAAUAGAUAUAAAUGCUUGGCGAAAACAUCCUGCAUUUACCAAUGUUGAUAAUUCUUUAAUACUUCAAAAAGGAUCUGAUCAGUCAUGCCGAGAUCGACUUGUUCGAACACCAACUAUUAUUGCAAUGGCUGGAUUACCAGCCCGAGGCAAAACAUAUAUUUCACGUAAAUUGGCUCGUUACUUACAUUGGAUUGGAAUUAAAACAAAAGGUAUGCUUAUAACAUAA